UUUGGUUUCUAAUGGGAGAGACCUCUCUAGAGUGAGAAAGUGACUUUUGAAGCCAUGGCUAGCUCUUCCCAACCCCAAGUGAAGAUUCUUGAUGUAACUCAACUACCAAGCUAUGGUGAAUUAGGCACUGGUUCUUACACUGGUGCUUCCUUCACCGGAAGUUCAUCUCUCAGAGGUCUUAAUCUCACUUGUGACUUGGAAUGUCCUUUGAGCGUCACCUAUGUUGGUGAACACGCUCAAUUUUACCUUUAUGAGAACAAGAAUUGUGAACGAAUAAUGCAAGAAGAUGGUAUACGUAUAUACCAUUCCCUGCAUAGGAAUUAUGACUCAAUCGCAGAUCUCCCUACCUUAGGGAAACGAAUGAUGAUGAACAAGUGUUUUCCUUGGUCUGCUCGUGGACUUCGGUUUGAAGGGGAGAAUCAGUACAUGAGAGAGAACAACACCUGGACUUUUGAUGUGCUUUCUAAAGAUCUUGAAUCAUGUUCUUUAGCUGCAGCUUGCCAAUGUUAAGCUGGGUACUAUGAUAGAUGCUCCAAUACGAUAAGAGCUCUAUUGGAGACCUGGAGCUACAUGAGCAACAACUGGCUUCUUGAUCACGAUGAAGGGGGAAUUACUCUCCUUGAUAUGCAUUUUAUUGGCAGGUUACCCAUGUUAGGAGAAAUGUAUGAGGAGUUCAUCCCUAACAAUGGGGUGAUUUUUGGUACUCAACUCAUAAAUGGUGAAGCACCACCUCCUAGACUUCGUGAGCUCUUUGAAAUUUACCAAAUCUUACUCUUAGAUUUCAUCGUUUGGUAACAUUUCCUCCAUGGGAACUGUAAAGAUAAGGAGGAACCUGAUUCCAGUAUCACUUGGGAUGACACUCAAGAGAGGGAAAUAGGGAGUAAAGCAUAUGUGAUUCCUCCUCGGAGGUCUGAAAAGGAUCAUUUAUACUUGGCAGCUUACCUCACUCUUUUCUUGUGAAGUUUGCACUUCCGGGGUCAAGGAGCAAUGCACACUCUCCUGGGUGUUUCUUUGUGGCAUGCGAGCUUGCCCAAGGGCGUCAGUAUGCCCUGGCUCAGCCGGUUCUUUGCACUAUAUACCAAGGCCUGGGGGUGAUUGCCCUUGGCAAGGCAGUAUCUAGUGAGGGCAGUAGUGAAUCUUUCAAUGAGGAGGUCCUUCCUGGUCGCUUUACAAUCGCCUUCCCUGUCCACUACGUUUUUGGUUGGCUCUCAGCUUAUUUCCUGAAGACGGAUUCCCCUUAUUCCCCUGAGGCAUACGAGAUCGAUGAGGACCUGUCAGAGAAUAUUUGCCCCCAGAUGAUGAGAAUUGCCGGGAAGAAAACGACAUUCAGGGGCCCAAUGAGGCACUUCAAUUUCUGGCUGCUAGCUCUUUCUUUUCUCUUGGAAGCCCUUUCCCUGUAGGUGGCACCACUGACUAUGUCUUUACUAAUGCCUUUGGCGAUGUUUUUGAUGGCUACACCACUGAGACUCGGGAAGUGAUGUAUCUUUUAAGUGUCAGAAGAUGCGAUCUUCCUUAUCGGGGUGUCAGUGACAGCAAGAUUGAGGCCUAUUAUCCUCACAGAUUUGCACACUAACAUGACUUGGACCAGGGAUGUUCAUUCUCAGUGCUCUUAGAGAAGAAGUAUGGAAAGAACAGGGCUUUGCAAGACCAACAUGCUCUAGGUGUGAGGCGUGAAUCCUGGACAGACAACGAUAUGCGAAUGGCAUGGGAAACUUGCCUUACUCUCACUAGGCUGAGGCAGUUCGUUGUUCCCCACUAUGGUCGUGUCGGCCAUGCUAUUGAGAGCCAUUGGUAGCAGUGGAACAUUACUAACCUCUCUUAUUGGAAGGUGACGUAUGAGUAGAGAGCCAUCAAUUCCACCAAGGGUGAUACAAAGAAUGAAAAACAUUUCACGCCUCCCAUAUUUUCGAAAGUUUGUGAGCCUGACUACCAUUAAACUGGAAAGAGCUCAGUAUGCCUCAGUCAUUAGCUGUAAACCAUGCUUCCAUUCAUUACCUCUCCCUUGAGGGUGAAACCAAGUCCCUCUUUGAUAAUCUUUGCUCUAUCUUUAGUUGGACGAAGGGGCAUGCUGUUUCGGGCCACAAGGGACACCCCAGACAAGAUCUUAAUGCUUUGAUAAGGAGUGGAUCACACUCAACCCUAGCUGCCAAGUCUCGUUAUGGCCAGCACACCAGGAGUGCUUUUGCAAAGACAGGGAUCAAGGCAACUCAAGGUAAAAUAGCAAAGAAGAAGGAUGUACCAGAGAGUGCCGAAUCUGAUGCUACUUUAAAGCCAGAGGUUCGUCGAAAGAGCGCUCGGUUGAGCAAAUGAACUU
This is a messenger RNA of Amborella trichopoda, 2314 nucleotides long. RefSeq lists its product as uncharacterized. The record is from RefSeq and is a predicted model, not a curated record. Lineage: Eukaryota; Viridiplantae; Streptophyta; Magnoliopsida; Amborellales; Amborellaceae.